AUGACCUGCGGCACUCCAAUUAAAACCCCUGAAAUCACAGUGCCUGCCCAACAAAGUUGGGAGGUGUAUUUUGUGGAAUACCCAAGCGAAAUUUCCAAUGAACAUUUCUAUGCUCUCUAUGUUUACGACGAUCCUGAAAAUGAACUUGGUUCCCACUUUUUUACUCAAUCGAUGGAAGGCCAACUGCCUCGUGAUGUGAAAUCAAAGACCAAAAGUGGUGAUCAUACCAAGAUGCUGCCUCUGGGCGUCACGCUCGGUGCCAACUAUUCUGGCAGUUGGUACCAACUGCAAAAUGACUUGCCAAAAUCAUCUCAGAAAGAUCGCAAGCCUGCCGAGUGGCUUGCACAGUUCGUUGAGGAAUUGAAAAAGGCAGGGCUGGUUUAUUUGAAGGAAGAUUACCAAGAGAAGGCCCAGCUCCAGCAAAAAUUGGAGGGAGCGAUGAAUUCUACUGGUCAGACGUUCGUCGGCGGGCAGAGCCAUUUGUCUCCUCCAGUCCGCCAAUCCGGAUAUAGUCCACGUGGAACGAAUGAAUGA
Messenger RNA from Penicillium brevicompactum, 534 nucleotides. RefSeq lists its product as uncharacterized. The transcript has a single exon. Lineage: Eukaryota; Fungi; Ascomycota; Eurotiomycetes; Eurotiales; Aspergillaceae. Bases 1 to 534 code for a protein of 177 amino acids. The record is from RefSeq and is a predicted model, not a curated record.